AUGUGGGCCAUCGGCGUGAUCCUGUACGAGCUCAUGGCCCUUCGCCUGCCGUUCAGGGCCGAGUCGCUGUUGGCGGUCGUGUACCAGAUCGCCUUCACCAGUCACGACGAGGCGCCGCUGAGGGACUCGGGGCGUCCAGACCCGCUCGUGGCGCUGGUGGCACUGUUGCUUUCCAAAGAACCGUCCGCGCGGCCCGGCGCCGGGGACCUGCUGGCAGACUCGCGGCUGUGGACAGCGCUGUCCGAAGAGGCCGCGCACCAGGCCGCCACCGAGGCGUGCGUGCGCGCGCAGGCCAGCAGCCCUGCGCGGGGUGGCCCAGACGUCUCUGGCCUCGCUGCCCGAGCCGGCCGGCCGCGGCUCUGCGUCCGGGGCCGCCCUGGCGGCGGCGAGGUCGCUGCGGCAGGCCGACGGCGCGGGCCCGGGCUGGCAGGCGGCGGCCGCGCCGGCGGCAGGCGCGCCAGCGGCGGGUCCCGCCCUCGUGCACGGCACGACAGCGGGCCGCGCCCGCUGUCGGAGCGGGAGCUGUGGGACGAGCUCCGCAGGACGCGGCACGACAGCGACACGGUGCCGCUGGGCCGCUACGACGCGCUGCUGGAGCGGCUCCGGUCCGCUGGCCUGGCCGUGGACGGCCCCGCGGGCCGCCACACCGUGGGGUGCCUGGCGCCGGCGGGGGCGGCGAGGGGAGGCCCCCAGGGCCUGGGCCCUGGACGCGCCGCGACGGUGGGGCAGUGA
Messenger RNA from Prorocentrum cordatum, 732 nucleotides. NCBI's taxonomy places the organism in Eukaryota, Dinophyceae, Prorocentrales, Prorocentraceae. The record is from the annotation of a GenBank genome assembly.